GGGAGCAUUAUAAAACACGUGUUCUGAUUUGUCCCUUAGCUCAGGAACAUUAAUUCCCAGCACACAAUUUCCAAAAUGUCGGGUUUCUUCAUCAAAAGUCCGUCCUUGGGAAGGAAACCGAAGACUCAAGUCGGAAUAAAGAAAAAGAAAGCAGUAAAAGGAGCAGCAGGAGACGUCCCGGCGUUAAAACGGAAAAGGAAACAAUUUAAAAAUGAAGAAAUAGAGAGCGAUUCUGAAGCAGAAGGUGAUAAAGAGACAGCCAAGGCAGAAUCGGGAUCAGAGUCUGACACCGAAGAUGAAACACCACAAGAAAAACGACUUAGAUUAACCAAACAGUAUUUGGCAGAGUUAGAAGCACAAGAAAGAGAGAAGAAAGAAUCUGAUGAGCUGCUGAAUGAUGCGAUUUCGCAUAGAUUACAUGAAGAAGUGUUGGAACAAGCCGGUAAACUACAAAAGCAGGUAGCGUCUGACUAUCAAGAACCAUCGCUUGACGACAUGCAUGUACUCCGUGGUCACCAGUUAUCCACAACGUGUCUUGUCAUUUCACCUGACAAUAAACAUGUAUUUUCUGCUUCAAAAGAUUGUUCGAUUAUAAAAUGGAACAUAGACAGCAGAAAAAAGGAGCAUGUCAUACCAGGAGGAAGGAAAGGAACUGAAAACAAACAUAAAGGCCACACAGCUCACGUUUUAUGUUUAGCAAUAUCGUCAGAUGGAAAAUUUCUAGCAUCUGGAUGUAGAAAUAAAGUUAUCCAUAUCUGGGAUCCUUCCACUUGUGAAUUGUUACACACAUUUAAAGGACACAGGGAUGCCAUAUCCGGUUUAUCAUUUCGUAGGAAUUCUCAUCAACUGUUCAGUUCAUCACAUGACAGAUCUGUUAAGAUAUGGGAUCUAGAUGAGAUGGCGUAUGUAGAAACGUUGUUUGGCCACCAAGACAGCAUUACUGGUAUCGAUAGUUUAACUAGAGAGCGUGCAAUAACGUGCGGAGGACGAGAUGGUACUAUAAGAAUCUGGAAAGUCGUAGAGGAGUCGCAACUAGUGUUUCAUGGGCAUCAGGGUUCGAUAGACUGUGUGCAGUUAGUUAAUGAGGGACAUUUCAUAUCGGGAGCUGAUGAUGGUUCUAUUGCCUUGUGGAGUGUAAUGAAGAAGAAGCCAUCUUGUAUAUUACAUAAUGCCCAUAGUAAUAGCACUAAUGAAAGAAUAGUUGAUGAGAACUGGAUUACGUCUGUCGGCGCUCUACAAAGUACCGACUUAGUGGCAUCAGCAGGAUCUAAAGAUGGGAACAUUCGAUUAUGGCAGUGCGGUAAAGACUUCAAAACGUUGACACCGCUAUUCAAAAUACCAAUCAUUGGAUUUGUGAAUGCUCUGAAGUUUUCUAAUGACGGUAGUAUGCUAGUGGCUGGUGUUGGACAAGAACAUAAACUGGGAAGAUGGUGGAGAAUUAAAGAAGCUAAAAAUAGUAUUGUUAUUAUUAAACUUAAAAAGAAAGAACAGGAAACGUAAAUUUAUUUACAAAUGGCAUGUCAAUGAGUCUUGAGUUCCAUGAUCUUGGUACAGUCAUGUGAACCAUACUGACUUUUGUAAGCAGUAAAUUAUCAUCGCUGGACAUUGACGAUUUUAUAAUUUAAGGACAUUCACACGGUUGAAAGUCACCAAGAUUCACCUUCAAAAUUUUUACAGACUUUUGGUGAAAUAAAGUUGUAUUAUGUUAUGUUUUUGUUUUGUCAUCAGAUUUGUUCAUUUCAGUACUGAAGCAAAAAUCUAUGAACCGAUUUUCUUUACCAUUUUAUUACCUUAUCCAUACCAUUGUAGAUGAAGGUCAAGGUAUCUUGCUACAACUACUCAAGAUAAUCAAUAGAUUUACUUAAAAUUGUCGUCUUGUGGUUACCGUAACAAUUUUCAUCUGAUCUUCAAAUUUUGGAAUCCUAUCCAUCUUUAAGAAAUGUGAACUAAGUUAAAUUUUGGUAUAGCUAGCCAGUGCAAUUUUCAAGGAAUCGGGUGAAAUUUGACUGAAAUAAAGCAUUCAACUGUUGAUAAUGAGAACCAGAUCUUAGUAAUAUGAUCUCCAGGCUCUGUCAAUUAGAUACUUUUAUAAUUGUGUUAAGUGCAGGUUUUUUCCAGUCACCUUCAAAUCUGAGGAACAUGCUUGAAUCAAGGAACAUGUACAGUAUUUUCCUUGCCAAUAUUUGGUUGAAAUAUUGCUGUACUAUUAUGUUUUUAGGAACUUUAUACAAUUCAUGUGUUAUUCUACAAGAGUCACCAAGAUGAAUACAGUACAUAAAUUAUUAUGUUUUAUGCCAUUAUGACAAAUUUAAUUUUCUUGUUUAUCUUUUGUAAAGAUUGUUCCCACAUAAACUUUAGCUAGAAUUUUGCAAGCAAAAUGUUGAGAUAUUAUUGCGUUAUUUCAGGACUGUUAUACUCUCAUUCGCCAUGCAAAGAAAAGAUAUUGCGUAGUUUGUAUCUGUAUAUAUCCAUUUGUUUAAUCUAGAUUUUCAAUGGACAAGGUUGUAAUAGUUACGCUAUGUUUUUUCUUUCAUAAUGAUCAUUAUUUGAAAAUGUACCUCAAUUGUAAUGCCUAAAUUUUUAAUCAGUUAUAAUUAACUGCAUAAACAGUCAUCCACAGUACCUUGAAAGGAAAUGUGUACCGUGAUUUGUCUAUUGCACCAUUUACAUAAUUUUCAACAUGGACAAUAAAUGUGUCGGAAAUUAAGCAGAAAAAUUAACAAAUUUCGAGAUUAAACUUCACAUGUAGAAAAUUGUUAAAAAAUACUAGUAGCAUUUGUACAGGAUUUAUAAACAUAUCAAAAAACAUUCAAAUUGUUCAUGUGAGAAUAAGCUUGAGAAUAAAAAACAUGUUUUUGCAUUA
This is a messenger RNA of Saccoglossus kowalevskii, 2863 nucleotides long. RefSeq names its product U3 small nucleolar RNA-interacting protein 2-like. Gene Ontology annotation, molecular function: protein binding; U3 snoRNA binding. The record is from RefSeq and is a predicted model, not a curated record. NCBI's taxonomy places the organism in Eukaryota, Metazoa, Hemichordata, Enteropneusta, Harrimaniidae. Gene Ontology annotation, cellular component: small-subunit processome.